Molecule: messenger RNA, 4833 nt
Organism: Fonsecaea erecta
Lineage: Eukaryota; Fungi; Ascomycota; Eurotiomycetes; Chaetothyriales; Herpotrichiellaceae
Exons: 2
Coding region: 1-4833 (1610 amino acids)
Source: RefSeq, a predicted model, not a curated record
AUGCCUUCUCCCGCGGCAGGCAGAACCUCCAAUGUCCCAGAGACACCCACAAAGACCGGCAAGAGCCCUGCGUCAUCAUCUACUUCCAAGCUUACUGGUGAAGGCACUCCCGGUCGAAAACCGCCCAAGCUAGGCGCCUCGAGGGCGACACCCAAGAAACUCUCCGAGUCGGAGUCGCCGAAAGUGAAGCCCGCCGAGGAGACCACCAAGCCCGUAGAAGACAAGGGCGAGGAGGUCAAGGAUGAAGGCGAAGAAGCAAUCAGCAUGAAAGACACGGAAGAGCCUGGCGGAAAGGUCAGCCAACCUGGCGACGACACUGGCGCCGAGACCAGCGAGCUCUCCGAAGCCAACCCCGAGCCCAUCCCUGAAGACGAUGACGAGGAGGAGCAGGAGGAGGGAGAGGAAGAAGGUGACACAGUCCGCGGUGGCAGAGAUGCCGCCAAAGACGAGGGCACUGAAGGAGAGGGAGAGGAAGAGGAGGAGGAAGUCGGAGAAGAGGGUGACGCUGCCGAAGAGGCCGAAGACGAAGCCGAAGGCAAAGGAAAGGGCGCUCUUGGCGGUCUCGGAAAGGCCACCAGUGGUGUGGUCGGUUCCGGCAAGAAAGUGGCAGGCCGCGUGGGUGGAGCCAAAGACACUGCCACGGGCGCCGCCGGCAAAGCAUCCCAGGGCGACGUGAAAGGCGCCGCAGAGGAUACAGCUGGUGAUGCCCAAGACACAGCCGAAGAGACUGCUGGGGACGUCAAAGACACAGCUGAAGACACGGCGGAAGGUGCGAAGGAGACCGCCGAGGGUGCAGCCGAGGAUGCUGGAGACGUGCCUGAUGUCAAAGAGACCACAAACGGCGUCAAGGGUCAUGCCGAGGAGGUGGCCGACGACGUCGAGGAGACUGCAGAGGAAGGAGUCGAUGGUGCGACCGAGGGCCUGCCUGUCGACUUGUCCAUCCUGAAGGGUCUCAAGGUCAGCGAGAAUGGAGACAUCAAGGACAAGGCCGGCAAUGUGGUCGGCAAGCUAGACGAGGGCGACCCAGCCGAUCUCGAGGGUUACGAGAUUGCCGACGACGGUGAAAUUCUCGACGAGGACGGCGACGUCGUCGGUCGUGCAAGCGUCAUCCCGGAGAAAGCCCAAGAACUCGCCGGCGAAGCCACAGAAGGGGCCGAUGCCGAAGGUGCAGUCAACGGCGUCCACGAAACCGCAGAGGAUGUCCAGGACCAAGCGGAAGAAGGUGUCAACGGCGUCAAAGACACCGCAGAAGACGCCGUGGAGACGUAUCUUCCUGACCUCAACGUGCUCGACGGCCUGGAGGUCCAAGAGAAUGGAGACAUUCUGGACAAAGAAGGCAACGUCCUGGGCAGAAUCACCGAGGGCGAUCCUGCAGACCUGGUCGGCAUGACAGUCAACGCCGAGGGUGAAAUCCUGGACGAGGACGGCGACGCGGUGGGUCGUGCAGAGACUCUUCCUCAACCAGUCAAGCAAGCCGCUGAAGAAGCUGCCGGCGAACUCCCUGGCCUCGACGCACUAGAAGGUCUGGAGGUCCAAGAAGACGGAGCGAUCAAGGAUCAAUCUGGCAAGACCUUGGGUAAGAUCACCGAAGGCGAUCCGGCUGACUUGGUUGGGAGAACCGUCAACGCUGAAGGGGAAGUUUUGGACGAAGACGGCGAUGUCAUUGGCCGCGCCGAGGUCGUUCCUGAGGCCGCCGGAGCCCUGGAAGAAAAGGUCGAUGGCGCCCAGGAGGAAGCCACACCAGAAUUUGUCCAAGAGGCAAUCGAAAAGGUUGAAGGUCUCCAAGAUCAACUGAAGCCCAAUCUCACGAUUGUUGAAGGCCGCAAACUCAACAAGAAGGGCACCAUCCUCGACGACGAAGGAGAGGUCCUGGCCAAACUUGUGGAAGGCGAUGCAAAGGCCUGCGCCGGAAAAAUCCCCAACGAGAAUGGCGAGAUUGUCGAUAAAGACGGAAAAGUUAUCGGUCGCGUUGAGGUCGUCGAGGGAGAGGCUGCCGAAGAAGCCAUGAAAGAACUUCAUCCCGAGUUGGUUGAUCAGCUCGAAGAGGCGCAGCAAGCCGCAGAAGAGGCCGAAAAGGAGGCCGAGAAGCAGGCCGGGGAAGCUGGCGACCAGGCUGAUGUUGCCGGCAAAGCCGCGGACGCCGCUGAAGGCGCUGCUGACACCGCCGAAGGAGCGGCCGACGAAGCCAAAGAAGCGGCUGAUACGAUUGUUAAGCCGGACUUCACUCAACUCGAGGGCCUCAAGGUCAACAAGAAGGGUCAAGUCGUCAACGAAGACGGCGAUGCCAUUGCGCAGCUGGCUGACGGUUUCGACCUGGAAGCUGUUCGUGGCAAGAAGAUUAACGAGAAGGGAGAAAUCUUGGACAAAGAUGGCAAAGUCAUUGGCCGGGUUGAGUUCAUCCCUGAAGCCGUCGAAGAAGGCAUCGUCGAAACUGUUGAAGAAGCUGCUCCUGAUGGCCCUGAUACUUCGAUCCUCGAAGGCCUCAAAGUCAACAAAAAGGGUCUAGUGCUCAACGAGGACGGUGAUGAGAUCGCUAAACUUGUUGAGGGUGACCUUGCCGCCGUUGCUGGCAAGAAGCUCAACGACAAGGGCGAGGUUUUGGACAAGGACGGCAAUGUCAUUGGCAAAGUUGAGAUGAUUCCCCAAGAAGCUGAGGAAGAAGUCGAGGACGUUGGCGAAGAGGUUGAUGACGACUUACCUCCUCUAUCCAUCCUUGAAGGCCUCAAGGUCAACAAGUCUGGCAAGAUCGUCGACAACAACGGCAACAUUAUCGGCGAACUAGUUGAAGGUGAUGCCAAGAAACUCUGGAAGGCUGGCUUGAGCUGCGACGACCAAGGACAAUUCUGGGACAAUAAAGGCCAUGUUAUUGGCCGUGCUAAGACACUUCCUCAAGAGGACAAGGAAGAGGAAUCCCAAUUUGCGGGUCUUGAAGGCUUGACUGUUGUGGCCGACGGAUGGGUUGAAGACGAAAAUGGCAACAGGGUCGGCCGCAUUGUCGAAGGAGACCCGAAGAAACUCGUUGGCCGUGCAGUUGACGAAGAUGGCGACAUUAUUGACAAACGAGGAAACGUUGUCGGACACGCCGAGAGGUACGAGGAGCCGGAGCCGGAGCCGGAGCCAGAAGCUCAGACUGUCGACCUCUCAGAGCUGAAGGGUCUGACAUGCAACAAGCAAGGCAAUGUCAUCGGACCCGAUGGUGUUCCUGUCGCUCGCCUGGUCGAAGGCAAUCCUAAGGAACUGGCCGGCCGCAAGAUUGACGAGAAUGGCCAGAUCUGGAAUGACCAAGGCCAAGUUGUUGGCCGCUGCGAGCUCAUUCCUCCCAACGAACGUGAGGCCAAACCCGAAGGACCUUUUGCUGGUCUUGAAGGUCUUGUCGUUGUCAAGGACGGAUUCGUCGAGGAUCAUGAAGGGAACAUUGUCGGCCAGGUCGUUGAGGGAGACUGGAAGAAACUCCUUGGCCGUGCCGUCGACGAGGAUGGCGAUAUCAUUGACAAGUACGGAAAUGUCAAGGGCCACGUCGAGCCCUACGAAGUGCCCGAAGAAGAAGUCGUCGAGGAAGAUCUUUCCAGCCUCGCUGGCAAGACCGUCAACAAGCAAGGCAAAGUUGUGGACGAGCACGGCACUAUCUUUGGUGAGGUCGCCGAGGGUGAUGUCAAGCGUCUCGUCGGAUGCAAGGUGGAUGGCAAAGGCCAAAUCUGGUCCAAUGAUGGCAGAGUCAUCGGCCGUGCCAGACUCAUUGCCGGCGGUGAUGACGGUCGUGCUGAAGGACCUUUCUCCAACUUUGAAUCUACCACCGUCGACAAGGACGGCUUGGUCAAGGACGCGAGCGGAGAGAUUAUCGGUCGCGUCACCGAGGGUGAUAUCAAGAAACUGGUUGGCCGCAAGGUGGACGACGAUGGAGAUAUCACCGACAAGAACGGUAACGUCAUCGGCCACGCCGAACGGUGGGAACCAGAAAAGAAGGAACGAGAAGUCUCGCCUAUGUCUGGUCUCCGCGUUAACAAGGAGGGUGAAGUGCGUGAUCGCAAUGGCGACGUUAUCGGCAGACUGACCGACGGCAAUCUGCUCGCUUGCAUUGGCAAGGAAAUCAACGACAACGGCUAUGUGGUCGAUCAGGACGGUAACAAGAUUGGAGAAUGUACAUUGCUCGAAAACAUCCCCGACGAGGAGGAAGUCGAAGAGGGUCCAACGCCCGAACAAAUGAAGGAGGAAGAGGAGCGUGAAGUUGCAAAGAAGAUUUCCAACAUCAUCAACCAGACUCUGGAGAAGAUGGAGCCUAUCUGCAAGCAGAUUACAGAGCUGGUGGAGAGGGCCGACCGCACUCCCAAGGACGAGCUCGACGAAGAAAAACUCGUGCAAGAUGUCAAGCCUCUUAUUGAAGAAGGCUCUCGCAUCUUGGGCGAAUGCAACGGUGCGAUCCGUGGCCUCGAUCCCGACGGUCACAUCGCGGCCAACGCGAAAGCCAAGGCCGCCAGCGGCGAAGCUUCCCCCGAAGAAUACCGCGUCGCGGAAGGACUGAAGGAGCUCACCACGCAGGUUGUCAAGACCAUCGACAACGCUAAGAAGAAGAUCGCGGACAUGCCGCACGCGAAAAAGAAGUUAAACCCCCUGUGGGCGCUAUUGACCGAGCCGUUGUUCCAGAUCAUCGCCGCCGUCGGCCUGCUGCUGAGCGGUGUCCUCGGGCUGGUGGGCAAACUGCUCAACGGCCUGGGUCUGGGUGGUUUGGUGAGUGGUCUCUUGGGCGGCUUGGGUGUCGACAAGCUGCUGGGCGGUCUGGGUCUGGGCAGCCUGGCGGAAGCCAUGGGCCUCGGCGGUGGAAAGAAGAAGAAAUAG